GCACAAUAUUUUAGACCAAUAUCCGUAGUGCAGUGUUGCGACAACUGACUCGGACAGCGACGUGUCUUGAUAUGAAAUGGUGAAUGACGUCUCUGGUGACUUUAAACAAACAGAUAUAUGGCCUUUAGUUUGAUGGCUGCUUGUAAACUUCGUCUGACACAGUGUAGUUUUCUUCGUUCUGGUAUUGUCUCGUUGUUAUACUUAUCCACUGUCAGGAUGGACGACAUGGGUCUGGCGGUCAGUCGUUCAUCGCUCGAGCGCCUCGAGUUUGACAAUGUCGCACUCAAGAAACUUCUGUUGGAUACAUCAGAAGAGCCUGGUCCGCGAAGGCUGGAAGGAGCCUGUUUCUCCCGAGUAAAGCCGAAGCCAGUGGUCAGGCAUCGGUUCGUGGCAGUCUCUAAUGAACGCGCGAAGGUUCUUCUGAACGGCCCGCUUGGUCCAGAGUAACUGAGCGGCUCCAAAGUAAUGCCAGGGUCCGAGCCUGCCGCGCACUGCUACUGCGGUCACCAGUUCGGCUCGUUCGCCGGACAGCUGAGGUACGGGGCAGCCUGCUAUCUGGGUGAAGUUAAAGCUCCAGCUGACUGGAGGCCAGUGCUGCUCCGGGAGAACCCCUAUAUCCGGUGGGAAAUUCAGGUCAAGGGAGCUGGUCUGACUCCCUACUCCUGACAAGCUGACGGCCAUAAGGCGCAGCGCUCCAGCAUCAGAGAGUUUCUGUGCAGUGAGGCGGUGUUCGCUCUGGGGGUGCCCACUACCAGGGCAGUCACUGGUGACAGCAAUGUGGUAUGAGACGUGUACUACAGAAGGUACCCCACUAAAGAGAGGUGCUCUGUUGCCCUCCGCAUCGCACCCACCUUUAUCAGGUUCGGGUCCUUUGAGAUCUUUAAGGUGGCUGAUGAGAACACAAGCUGGCAGGGCCCCAGCUAUGGCCACGAUGAGAUCAGAGGUCAGAUGAUGGAUUAUGUCAUGUAGAGCUUCUACCCAGAGAUCUAGCAGAACCACAUAGACAGAGUGGAGAGGAAUGUGUCAUUCUUCAGAGAGGUAAUCAUGGACACUAGAUUCAUACUGGUGGCCCAGUGGCAGUGUGUGGGCUUCUGCCAUGGAGUCCUCAACACAGACAACAUGAGCAUCCUGGGGCUCACACUAGACUACGGCUUCAUGGACAGGUUUGAUCCUGACUUCAUCUGCAAUGCCUCAGACAACUCAGGCUGCUACACUUAUCAGGCCCCCUGCCGCUGGAACCUGGCUCGUCUGGCCGAGGCCUUGGACCCAGAGAUGCCCCCAGGCCGGGCAGAGGCUGUCCUGGAUGAGUACCUGCCCCUCUACAACACCUUCUACCUGGGCAACAUGAGGAGGAAGCUGGGCCUGCUGAGGAAGGAAGAGCCAGAGGAUGAGAUGUUGAUCACUGAGCUCCUGCAGACCAUGCACAACACAGUUGACCAUGGUACUGAAUUUGGCCCAGAGCAACCCGUCGCUGUUCCAGAUGGUCUCAGAACGGAGGAUGGUGACCAUGAAGCUGGGUGUGGCCCAAAGGAGCUGCUGGAGGUCGAGGCCAAGCACAGAGAGAACUGGGCCACCUCCUACAGCAAGAGUCUGGCUGAGGAAGUUGAGGGCCAAAGGGCCGUCCAGGCACUGCAGGAGGAGAGGGUGAAAGUGAUGAACGGCACCAACCCACAAUACGUCCUCAGGAACUACAUCGCCCAGAAUACAAUAGAGGCCGCCGAGAACGGAGACUUCUCUGAGGUCCAGCGGCUCUUGAAGGUUCUGGAAAAUACUUUCUCUACCCAGCCGGGUCUGGAGCAACCCAGUUGGCUGGACCAAGGGGUGGUGGAGGAGCAGGGAGAGAUGGAGUGACAGAAGCGGCAGCAUCCCAAAUGCGUGUUCCCUAUGACAGCAAGCCCCCAAGUUUGGGCCAAUGAAAUCUGUGUCACCUGAUCUUCCCUUCUGAUCACCCUUCCCUGACAGUCUACCCACCCAUAUGUACAAUAGAGAGACUCACUGUCUUUUCUUCCUUUGUUUACCUAUACCUCUCUCCUCAUACUCUCUUUACUUGGGUAGGUAAUGACACGGAAGGUACAUUUUAAUGAGGUAAGAUGCUCCUAUGUUAACCACUCAGCCUAUAGAUAUGCAAGGUAAGGAUGUGUUAAGAGUUUUGGCACAUUUCACAAAGUACAACUCCAGAAAUCUGAAAUUACACCUUUUUUUUGAUCUAAGUGAUAAUUACAUUUAUAGAAAUAUCAUGUGUUCAGUUGAUUUGUAGUCUUUAUACAGAUGUCUCUGUAGAUCUGUGUAGCCUAUUGGCUGUCUGGUUAUGAACGACAGCCCAGACGUCCAGUCCUACAAUGACCCAUCUGAGUCCGAGAGACUAGGAGUAUCACCUCUAUGUACCAAAUAAUGUGUGUGAAAGGGAAUGUACAUGAUUUACAUAUCAUCUGAAUUUUGCAGAAUGAGUCACAUAAUGUUACUAAUUGAGCCACGAAGGACUUCAUACACAAGUAUAACAUAACAUAUGUCAACGUUGUAAAUGUCAUAGCAAUUGUAACACUGACCAUUUGGUGCUUCAUUGCACAAAUACUACUACACCACAUUGCAUUGUGUAGGUCAUGAUAACAUUCUAUGUAUUGCAUACAUUUUCCAGAAAGCUUCAAAACUGCCAUUGUCAACUAAAUAUUUGCCAAGGAAAUCAUGAGCAAUGGUUUUGUUUAAUUUCUUGGGAUAAAUUGUUUUUUAUGAAUUGAUAUGGAAAUUAUAUUUCAUGAUGCUGAAGAAAUGGCUUUUAUAGGGUGUUCCUUGGUAACUUGAAUUUCUUUGAAACGUUAAUAUUGUGGCCCAAAGUUGAGCUAUUUGUAACUUCAAUGUAAUGGACUGUUCAAUAUUCUAUUUUUGUAAGUUGGAAGAUUUUACUUAUGGCAAUUUUUGUAUUGGAAAACGAUAUGCACUACUCAAAUGGCUUCUCUUGGGCUCCAGGUAAAUUCUCUGAGGUACAUAUGAAUCAAACUCAUAAAUUAAUGUUUCAACCACUGUGACCACCACCAUAUGUCUUUGUCAUUACCCCCUUCAAAACAUGUCAUACCAUGAGGAAUAGAGGGACCUGUGUCAGGUGACGGAUGAGCAAUAAUUCUGUUCAUAUUGAUCAGCAAAAUAUUGCUUAUAAUAGAAUAGACAAUCCUAAAUUAUAACCUGUGGUGUUUUUAUUUAUUGAUUAUUAAUGUACAUAUGAAAUGUAUUAUCUUCUGAGAGCUUCCUCUAUAUGCAAACUGUAGUUGGUAAACUUAUACAAAAAUA
Messenger RNA from Oncorhynchus tshawytscha (Chinook salmon), 3282 nucleotides. It is a transcript of the gene selenoo1, whose product is annotated as selenoprotein O1. The record is from RefSeq and is a predicted model, not a curated record. Lineage: Eukaryota; Metazoa; Chordata; Actinopteri; Salmoniformes; Salmonidae.